This is a messenger RNA of Adineta ricciae, 1008 nucleotides long. NCBI's taxonomy places the organism in Eukaryota, Metazoa, Rotifera, Eurotatoria, Adinetida, Adinetidae. The record is from the annotation of a GenBank genome assembly.
AUGUCAUCAUUGAUUGACUUACUGAAUGAAAUAUCUGAACAAAUUAAUCUUAUUGUUGGAAUCCUAUUUUUCUUUGGAGGAUUAAUUGGAAACAUUAUCAAUAUCUUAAUAUUUUCACCAAUUUUAAAAACACAGUUAUUCCCAUCAACUCCCUCUCGUCUCUAUAUUCUAACAGGUUCAAUAGCGAAUUUGAUUUUUAUCGUCUAUUUAUUAUCAACUCGUAUUCUAAUCUCAGCAUUCGCAAUUCCAUUAACAAAUACAAUUACUUUCAUUUGUAAAACACGUUUCUACAUAGGACAGGUUUGUAUGUACACAUCAUUAUACAGCACAUGCUUAGCGACAAUUGAUCAAUAUUUCCUAACCAGUCGGUCAGUACAAACUCGUCAGCUAAGUCGAUUAACCUUAGCGAAAGUUGUUCUAUUCAUUUUACUUUUUAUGUUCAUCCUAAUUAAUAUUCCAAUUUUGUUUAUUUACAAUUUAUAUCCAAAAACUAAUGGAACAUCAACUAUAUGUACAGUUUAUUCGCCUGUUUGGACAUUUUAUUAUACAUACAUUCAAAGUUUAAUAUUUCUUUGUCUGGCUCCAUUGUCGAUUCUUAUUCUAUUUGGAAUUUUGAUCAAACAUAAUCUGCAAUCUGUUCGACAACUUCACCAGUCAAUUAAAAAUCAAAUGACAAAGAUGAUCUUAUACCAGGCGAUGGUCAUGUCGAUAUCAUUAUCAGUUGCCACAACUCAAAUCAUCUAUCAACAAAUAACGAAAGAUAUUCCCAAAGAUCUUCUGCGUUCUUCACAAGAAAACCUAUUUAACACAAUUGCGAAUUUAUUGACUUACGUUAAUUAUAUUGGAUCGUUUUAUAUUUACAUUUAUUCAUCAAAAUCUUUAAGAAAAAACUGUCGAAAUCUUUUACUGGGACAACCAAUUGGAUCAAACACACAUUCCCAACGAGAUAAAUCGACCCUUCAAAACUUUAUUAAUCAAGUGCGUCCAACGGCAGAUCCCAUUCAUUAA